AUGGGGCCGUGCCUACUCGUUAAGAUUGAGCGGCAGAUCGAAAGCAGUAGUCAGCCAUCUCUCCAUCUUCCGGAAGAAAUCAUUGGAGAAAUACUGCCAAGACUGCCGGUGAAAUCAUUGUUGAGAUUCAGGGUCAUUACACAGAAGAAUUCAGAUGAAUGGCCUAUGCAAUGUUCUCUGCUGUCGAUUUUGAGCGGACCAACAAAUACUAUCCCUUUAUCUCCUUUAGCUGAUCCAACAAAUACUACAGUGACGGGAUAUGAAAUUAUAGGGUGCUGUAAUGGGCUGCUCUGCAUUGUCAAUGAUGAAAAUAUAUUUCAGUUGUGGAACCCAUCCACUAGAAUCUCCAAAAAACUGCCAAAAAUUUCUAAUGCCGACUUUAUUGAUCGUUUGGAAUUCGGUUGGGUUGAAUCGAUUGAUGAGUACAAGGUGUUUGUGAUUGUGCAUGAUUAUAACUCCAGCGUUGGUAAAGUUUAUAGUUCAAAGACAAAAUCAUGGAAAACUAUUGAGCUCUGCGAUGAUUUAGUUCGCUGUUGGCCAGGAGGGGUGUUUGCAGGUGGGAAGCUUUACUUAAAGAACGGACUUGAAAAAGUUAUUAAUUUCUUGGACUUGAAGAGUGAGGUGUUUGGAAGGAUUGAGCUUCCCUUUGAUCAAGAGAAGUAUGGCAAGGUGGGUGUGCUUGGUGGUUUCCUUUGUGUGCUAUGUUUUAAUGAUGAAAUUGGAGGCUAUCGAGUUUGGGUUAUGAAGGAGUCUUGGGAGAAAGUGGUGACUCUUUCUCAUCUUCUUGAGCUUCUUCAACCACCAUUGGUGAAAGGUCUAAAUGGAGACAUUUUGGUAAAUUGUGGAUCCAUUUUGGGGGUAUACGAUUGUCGGGAUAACGUGUUCCGCGACCUCAGCUAUUGUUCCUGUUAUCAGGUUACUGGGAUCAGCAGCCACGAGGAUUGUGUUGGUUUAUUUUCACAUGAUGUCUAUGUUGAAAGUUUAGUCUCGCCAGAAGAUUUAUGA
Messenger RNA from Salvia miltiorrhiza (redroot sage), 1005 nucleotides. RefSeq names its product F-box/kelch-repeat protein At3g06240-like. Lineage: Eukaryota; Viridiplantae; Streptophyta; Magnoliopsida; Lamiales; Lamiaceae. The transcript is spliced from 2 exons. The record is from RefSeq and is a predicted model, not a curated record. The coding region runs from base 1 to 1005 and encodes 334 amino acids.